Messenger RNA from Podarcis lilfordi (Lilford's wall lizard), 23172 nucleotides. The record is from the annotation of a GenBank genome assembly. Lineage: Eukaryota; Metazoa; Chordata; Lepidosauria; Squamata; Lacertidae.
CUAAGAUCCAGGACAAAGCACCACCUUUCAGAAAUUCCCCCAGGACUUCAAUGCACCUUUGAAAUCCUGUUAAUGUCCAGGGAAAUCUGGACAUAUGGCAGCCCUAAGAGAGAGCAAUGGAGGGAUGUGUGAGAAAACAGGCCUCCAGACCUGACUUUUCCUUCCCCUGCCUUUGUGCCUCUUAAGAGUAUUCAGGUUGUCUUGAUCUUCUAAACCCACAGCGAAACCCACACAGGCAGAGCUGAGAAGCCCUCAGGAAACUGACACAAACUCAGCUGCCGACUUAUCUCUCUCUCCUCCUUCGCUCUUCCCUUCACACCAGUUUCUUCUCUACUGAAGCUAGUAAAGGGCGGUGGUGCUUAUCUGAAAAUUAAGCUGAAAUUGGCUUCUUUUUUGCUGCUUGAAAUGGUCAAUCAUUGCAAAACGAUGACUGCAAGGGGAAUGGAGAAUGGGCCAUAAUUUUUAAUUAUUGCCUUCCUAAGGACACUGUUCGUUGCCAAAGUUUACAAGUGACCCUGUUUAUCAUCCUGAAUCUGGUAAGUAGGUCCUUCCUUCCUUCCUUCUUUCCUUUCUUUCUUUUCUUUCUUUUUUUCUUUCUUUCUGAAGGUCCAUCUACCCACUUUCCUUGCUGAUUAUUAAGGAUAUUUCCAAGCACUCCCGCUGAACGUCUCCACCUCCAUCGUUCAGCCUGGACACUGAGGUCCACUUCUGAGGGUCUUCUGGCGAUUCCCUCACUACGAGAAGCCAAGUUACAGGGAACUAGGCAGAGGGCCUUCUCAGCAGUGGCGCCCUCCCUGUGGAAUGCCCUCCUGCCAGAUGUCAGGGAGAUAAAGAAUUGCACAACUUUUAGAAAGCAUCAGGGAAGUUUUUAAUGUCUGACAUUUUGUUAUUUUUUAUAUUUUGCUGGAAGCUGCCCAGAGUGGCUGGGGAAACCUAGCCAGAUGGGUGGGGUAUCAACAAUAAAAUUAUUAUUAUCAUUGUUAUCAUUAUGAUGAUGAUGAUUUGAGUGGGACUUGAAACAGAGCAGUUUUGUCUAAUUGCCUUCUUCAUUUCUAUAAAAAUUAUUGUCAUAAUAACAAAAAAAAGAAAAGAAAAGAAAGGAUGAUUGGGGGGCUGUCUGCUAGCUUGUUUGAUUUUUUAAAAAAUAUAUUUUUAUUGAAGAUUUCUUAGUUUACAAAAAUAUGUGAAUUGUCUCUUGACGUGUAGUGAGAGUCAUAGGUUUGUAUACGUUCGGCAGCUCUGCCUGUGUACGACUCCCCCAGUAUCGCACAGCAGAGGACUGUUGGAUCCGGGACGAAGUGCAAAGCAAAGAUUUAAAGCAAAGUUUUGACAAUUAGCGUGAUUUGGGUUGCUACAGUUUAAAUAUGUUGUCAACUUGAAUCUCAUUCGUACGCCGCCUCUAUGUGUACGGCACUUUACGGAGGAAUCAAGAAAAUGCAAGUUGCUAGGCAGAAAAGUUUGCAAUGUACCCUUUGCUCAGGCCUGGCAAUAAAUUGAGGAGGGCAUGUUGUCACUUCAGGCUAUAAUCCUCUACUUUUGAGUAGGCCCCACUGAGCUCAAUGGGACUUACUUCUGAGUAGACAUAUAUAGGCUUGCCCUAUUGGCAGGCAUACUGAGAAUUACAGUGGUACCUCGGGUUAAGUACUUAAUUCGUUCCGGAGGUCCGUUCUUAACCUGAAACUGUUCUUAACCUGAAGCACCACUUUAGCUAAUGGGGCCUCCUGCUGCUGCUUCACCGUCGGAGCAUGAUUUCUGUUCUCAUCCUGAAGCAAAGUUCUUAACCUGAAGCACUAUUUCUGGGUUAGCGGAGUCUGUAACCUGAUACAUAUGUAACCUGAAGCGUAUGGAACCUGAGGUACCACUGUAUAAGGAAGCUGCUUUAUAUUGAAUCAGACGCUUGGCAGCAUCUUUCCAGGAUUUUCUCUCAGCCCAGGUUCUCACCUGGAGAUGCUAAGGAUUGACCCAGCAAUUUGUGCAUACAAAGCAAACACGCUUAACACUGCUCUUCCCCAGCAGGGGAUGAGGACUAAAGGGUUGGGCCAAAUGCUUUGAGGGAAAGGUGAAUUUUGAGUGGAGAUUUGAAGAGAGAUAGCAUUGUGCUGGUUUUUGGGGAAGCAGUUCCAAGCAGGAAGGGACAGGAUGGGAGAAAGGAUGGAGUCAUUUGAGGAUGCAGAAGAAGGGGCCUUCUGACUCCUCAGGGUGGUGGAGCCGCAAGAGCAAUGGGGCCCCAUGAAUGGGACAUGUGUGGUCAAUUAGCACCGAUUCAAAACUAUCACUAUUUCAGAAUAAACUUCAACCGUAGUUCAUGAGGUUUAGACACUCUACAGCCUUUCCUAUACUGUUGAGUGUUGUUUGGCUAACCUUUAGGGAUUCCACACUGACCCGCCAAGUGUCCCUAUUUUCCAGGGACAGUUCCGGAUUUACAGAAGCCAUCCCGGUUUCUGAUUUGAUCCUGGAAUGUCCCGCUUCGCCUUAGGAUGUCCCUAUUUUCAUCAGAGAAAUGGUGGAGGGUAUGGAGUUAUGAGGCCGAUGAGAUAAGUAAUUAUACAGCAUUUAGAAGACAUCUGAAGGCAGCCCUGUAUAGGGAAGUUUUAAAAUGUUGCGUUAUGUUUUAUAUAUGCUGGAAGCUGCCCAGUGGCUGGAGCAACCUAGUCAGAUGGCUGGCUAUGAUGAUGAUGAUGGAAUAGGACAUUCCUAUUUUCAUUGGAGAAAUGUUGCGAGGUUAUGCAGCGAUGGAGAUGCGAAGCCAAAUAUACCAGCAGUAGAGGGCACAAUCUCAUCCCAGUGAUUUCAAUGGAAGAUGUUUAAAUAUAUGCUUAUCUGCCCCUUUGAAAUUAAAAGACUUUGCGGCCACUUAACUGGUUGGAUAAAGCACACGCAUGCAUCCAUACCAUAUAUUUGCCAGCUCAAGUUUAUGCAUUUUUUGUUGUGGGUCCAACUCAAUUAAACUCCCUCCCAUCAGAAAUCAGGCAGGCACUGCCCUGUUGUUUCAGACACCAGGUUAAGAUGGUUUUAUUUCAGGAGAUUUUUGCACCCUGAAUUUUGUUCUUAUGUUGUAUUUUCCAGUGUUCUAAUGUGGGUUUUUAAUUUUACGUAUCGUAUGUUUUUAUUUUCAUAACUCACUCCGAGUCCCGCAAAAGCCUUCUUUGGAAUCAAUAGUAACACUGCGGAAAGAGCAACCUCAAUCGGGAUAUUUUGUCCUAAAUUCAGAUCGUGUUCAGAAUACAUGCAGAAAUAGAUUCAUCUUAGGGGGUAAAGGAAGCCGAGGAAGGCAAUCAAUAGCUGAUCUUAUUUUGGAUCCUGAAACGUUUGGGAGGAAAGAUCAGGGAGGGAUAUGAUGUCAAACGUGCCACGCAGAAUAACCUGGAAUAAACAGGCAAAGAAAGAGAAAUGUUCCCCUCUGCCGCCAUGUAUAAAACAAUCUAAAUGAUGAGAGGCCCCGCUACAGAAUUAGGAGUGUAAAGCUGAAAUCAUCAGUCGGCUUCUGUGCAUCUAAAUCCAUGUUAGAUUGUAGCCUGGAGAUUUUCACAGGUUACAUGACUCUAAUCUUGUCUACUUAGAAGUGAGCCCUACUAAAUUCAGUGGGGCUUGCUCCCAGGUAAACGAGUUUAGAAAUCCUGUCUUGUUCUGUAAGUGCUUACAGUUAAUAGUUCUAACAAGCAUGCUAGCAUUUACUGUAUUAUUAGGAUGUAUUAUUAAAGUUUGGGGUUUAUUUUUUUAAAAAAGGUGUAUAUUUCUCUGAAAUGAAACCUGGCCCAUAGAAGUGACAGUGAUACACCAUCUUCUUUUCUUCCAAUUUGUACAAUGAAAUGCCAUCGAUUUAAAUGGGAGAAAGUUAAGAAUGCACUUGAAUAUUUCACUGAAACCAAUGAGAUUUGAAGUUGCUCAAUGUGAUCCUGUCCUUAUCUCCUGGUGAGCUGGUUCUUAAAAGAUGAGUCGAUGGUCAUGAUCCAUAACUUAAGGAUACAGCUGAUGCCAAAAUUUUAGCAUCCACUGAUGGGAGGUGGGAAAAGGCAACAUUUGAAAGGAAGGCUCCCUAGUAAAUUGGCUGAAUGCUCUGUUCUAAAAGGCUGCCAACACAAUUAUUAUUUUUCUUUCUAGCGUUGCCACACUUCGCCCCUAUAUUUUAUAAAGUGUGUGUGAUAUGUGCACAUAUACAAACAUGGCUGAAGUUCCAGAUUCUUCUCUGAAUCAAACAAGUUGAUAACGUACAGAAUACUAAGCAAUGUGCUUUGAGAAUCUGACUAUCAGUGGUCAUUUUAAAAGACGCCACCAGACCUUACAAGGGAAAGAUGGUUGCCGUCAGAUACAUUUUGUAUCAAAAACCCAAGGACUGGGAAGUCAACGUGCCAUUCCAAACUUUGGACCACAGUUUGCAGUGCUUUUUACACAGUCCAUAAACCAGUGCAGUUAGGUGCAUGAGCCUUAAGCCCACAGAAAUCACUUAUUUGUGAGAAAGAAAGGGGUCUACUGUCUCUUGCAGACCCUCCAAAUGUCCCUAUUUUCUAGGGACAUUCCUGAUUUAGAGAAGCCGUCCUGGUUUCUGAUUUCAUCCCAGAAUGUCCCGCUUUUCCUUAGGAUGUCUCUAUUUUAAUUUGAGAAAUGUUGGAGGAUAUGGAAUUAUCUGACCCCCCAAGCUGCCUGAAGGCAAUGGUGUAUAGGGAAGUUUUUUUCUUAAUGUUUAAUGUUUUAUUAUGUUUUUAUAUAUGUUGGAAGUCGCCCAGAGCGCUGGGGCAACCCAAUAAGAUGUGUGGGGUAUAGAUAGUAAAAUUUUCAUGAUGGAAUGGGACUUCCCCAUUUUCACUGGAGACAUUUUGGAGGGUAUGCAGAGGUCCAGAAGAGCUCAGGCCACUUGCUGCUUUUGAGGCCCCUUGGCAUAAUAACAACUAAAAAUGACAACACAGAAAAGCAAAAUAAGGAACCAAAAAUGAUGUGGGGACACUUGGAGGGUCUGCCUCUGAGGAGGACUGAGGAUUCAUGCUUCUUCGACAGAAUAUGCAUUUUAAUCUAAGCUGCUCCCCACAGAUUCUGUUAGAUUGGGGCACACACAGGUUGGGAAACGAAGAUAUACCAGGGAGCCCAGGUGGUUAUAGACAUGGUGUCAAAUACGUGUAGCGGCCUGAUUGAAAAACAGAUGGGUUUGGCUAGCACCAUAGGUCAGUGCUGUUUUUUUAAAGGCGGAAUUGACAUCCGGGAGAAUCUCCAAAAGAUGACCCCUUUUCCUGGAUCUUUUUACGGCCAUUUUGUAAAAGAAGCUCGACAACAACUCCGGGUUUUCCUUAAAAAGCUCAACAAUUUUGGGGUGUCUUGGCCUUUUACACCAAGCUCAUAUCCUUCUGCCUAGUGACCACACAAUUCAAAAGCAUCGGGUGUGAUGUCAGUGUGGCAUAGCUGUGAGUCUAGAGGCGCCACUUGCCCUAUCUAUGAUGGUUUCUCUUCCUUCUCCUAAAGAGGAGUCAGAGAAGCAAUGCAGUCCCAUUGCGGACAGCUCAGUCUCUGAGUGCAUCUGCAGAUUAUAGGUUAGGUUCUCUGUAAACAGCAUCUGAAUCUUGCAUCCCACAAGUACAAUAGGAAUAUAUCCUAAAUGUGUUUAUACACCUGUACCUACUGAUUUAUAAUAUGUCCUGGAACUGCUGCAAACGUCAGGUUCAAACUUCAUAAUCUGGAAACAUACGGGUGUACCAGUAAAUGACCCGAAAAUGGCUACAGAGGUAUGAUUUUGCAAUGUGGAAAUGAAACAGAUGAGCUGUGCAUCUGAGCUGCACAUAUGGCAAAGCUCCUAGGAGCUUUCCCAUCAUUCACACACCCUGGGCUUGCCUCAGAUUAAUCCACGCACUGUAACCUUUUUGACAACUGCUUCUUUCCAUUUUCAGUACAGAAAAGGAAGGUUACCAUAUUUUUACCAGGUCUCACUUAUGCGCCUUUAAAAACAGCUCUAAAAGCAGAAAUUUAUCAGGCGGCGGUUUCCCCACAAUCAAUCUCCAGACCAAAACCCCCCCAAAACUCCUUCACCUCUUACAUUUCUAUGUGUCAGGCACUUCUUAAAUGCACAUGAACAAUAUCAGAAAAAAAGAGAUGAAAAUCUUAGGCCAAACUAAACAUGACUUUGACCGUGCAGUUUGGUUUCGCAUAGAUUAUUUUGGUUUAACAAAGAACUGCUUCAGGGGACCCCUGAGCCAGAGUAGGACCACUGAUGCUUUCCUCCAGUUGCAAUGCCAGGCAAUUCAGAUUAGGACGGAAGUGAGGAAAAGGGUUAAAGACCACCACCCCUCACCCCAAUCCAGUUUCCCCCCUCUUCACCUCUAGUUAUUAUAUAACUAACUAAAACAGCUGCACAAAGCCUAACUGUCCCACAAACUUCAUGUCUCGCCUGACGCCUAGCAGAGAAUGAAAUGGUUGUGAUUAAAGUCUACGUUAACAUUCUCCUCCCAUAGACCCAGAAAUUCCUGUUUCCAUAAGAUUGCUUCGUAAAAUAGAAUGUCAUUCUGCUAAGUGACCCGGUUUUUAAAAAUUUUUGUUUUAGGGUAGGGGGAAGGAAGGAGUAUUUCAAGAAGCCGUUUUGAUCCAAAGCAGUCACUCUGGAAGACAGGUGUAGAGGAAGGUAAGGAGAACUGUGAACUGCGCUCACAAAGCAGGCAUCUGAGGGGGUUGCUUCUUGCCUGUGGAAGUCCAGUGUACCAUAAAUUUAUCAGGCUUUCGGAGGUUGUAUUUAACUCCAGUCAGAUUAAAUCAAAUAAACAAGGAAUAUUUGGUGUUCAUGUUGGAGGGGAUGCCAGAAAACAGGGAAUUAUGUUCAUAUGUGGUGGGGGUGUAAUUAUGUACAUUUCUUUUUUUUACAAAAGGGUGUUUAAGGAGAUAGCAGAAAUCACUGGGUUAAACCUGACCAAAAGUCCAGAGGUAGCAUUAUUAUCCAUUUCCAAUGGGGUGGAAGGUUCUCAGGCUAUGAAGGGCUUGCUCACAAAUUUAUUGACAGCUGUACGAAUUAUGAUAGCUAGGAAGUGGAAGGGGCAAGCAGAAUAUAAAACAGAAGAAUGGUAUAAAGAGGUGUGGGAUAGAGCUAUUAAUGAUGAUGAUGAUGAUGAUGAUGAUGAUAAUAAUAAUAAUAAUAAUAAUAUUUAUACCCCGCCCUCCCCAGCCAAGACCAGGCUCAGGGCGGCUAACAACCAAUAAUAAAAACAAGUUGAUUAAAAUACAAUUUAAAAGAUUAAGAUACAACAUUAAAACAUUUGGGUGCAAUCUCUUCAUAGGAGGAGAAAGGAAAAAGAAAGAGGGGGAAGGAAUAAAACUGAUUCCAAGCCAAAGGCCAGGUGGAACAACUCUGCCUUACAGGUCCUGCAGAAAGAAAUCAGAUCCCGCAGGGCCCUGGUCUCAUGAGACAGAGCAAAAUUAACAUGUUUAUUAAUGAUAAAUUAACAUGUGCCAUUAAGGUAACGUGCAAUAAGGAAUAUGCAGGAGAAAUGAUGAGAUAUGGAGGGUGUUUAUAGAAUCUGUACUGAUAAAACGGAAAGGGGUCAAACCAUCGCAAGAGGUGUUUACAUCUUGGGAGCUUGGAUAGUUACAGUGGAAUGGUCUCGGUGGUGGGGUGCAAAUUUUUAUUCUUAUCUAUUUAUGAUUAUUACUUUGUCGAACUAAAAUUAUAAAUUUUUUUAUCAGGCUUUAAGAUGGAUUGAUGUGAACAAUGCAGCGUGACCACCUUUCAUUGCUGUUUUUAGUUAAAAGCAGCUGGGCAAGUGUGGGUGGCUCUGAGUUUGCUUUCAGUGUCCCAGGGAGUGGGUUAGCUCUUUCCACAUGUCAUUUCCCUGACCUGGUCCCGCAUCCUGAAGCCAUUGUUGCAGAUUUGUGGGUUGAAGAUGUGCUGCAGCUACUAAUAGCAGUUUAUACGUAUGCAUGUGUUCAGCUAGGGGUGCCAUAUGCCCAGAUAUUUUAUUAUUUCUUUCUUUUAUUUGGACCAUUUAUAUACCGCUCGUAGUUAGACAAAGCUCUUUAAGCGGUUUACAACACAGGUUAAAACAUCUUAAAUAAACAGCAAAUACCGAAACAAAAAGGAGAGGAUAUCUGUAAAACUUAAAAUAAACAGAGCAUCCUCGUCAGUAUAAAAAUAAACAUUGCCACAGAAAAAUCAGCUGCAAAAAAUGCAAGGAAAAUCCAUGGCAAAGGACUAAAUCCAAGUAAUGAUCAGGAAGAAAAAUAAUUAAAAAUGAAAAUGAGCUAAAAAGCAUACAUUUCACCUUAAAAAACACACAAAAACCUGAUUCACAACGAAGCAAAAGAAAAUGUACAGCACUUGUAUAGAUUUCCCAUAGAUCAGUGCUGUUUCAAAUAUACUCUAAAUGGUAAUCUGACCAGUGCAGGGCUGCCAUAUGAGUGUUUGUAAAAACUUUUGGUGUUUCCUAAGAAAAAAGCUCAACAAUAUUGGGGUGUUACUUUUUGAAAUAUGGCAGUAGUAAUAGUAAUAAUAAUAAUAAUAAUAAUUUUAUUAUUUAUACCCCACCCACCUACCCCAGCCACUCUAGGCAACCCUAGGACUUGUCCACAAUUGAGCAAAAAGUAAACCGCAUCACCAUUUGUCCUGGACUUUUUACCCUUAACUGCAGGGUUUUUCCGACUCUGGUCAGAUUAGACUUCCCAAGGAUUUUUUAUUUAUUUUUAUUUUUAAACCUCUGCAUUUAAAGGGAGAAAGACUUUUCGGAGUACAAUCUGGAGUCUAGGCAGGGAAAUGAAUAUUGUUUUAUUACCUUUAGAGCCAAAGAUGCUACUACUGAGUUAUUUAAAGGGAUUACACUGAAGGAUGUUGACUUGGAAAUGAUUGUUAACCUCCUUAUCAGUGUCAGGAUCCGUAUAGCAGCAAACUGGAGGUGAAAUUUCACUCCGUCAAUUCUUGGAAUGAUGUAAUAGAAAAUGGAAUAUAGUAAUACUAUUUAAAUUAACUUACCGAAGAAGGAGUAACAAACAGCAAUCAAGUAAGUUUGGUAAAAGAUGGGUUUUAAUUAGGAUGCUCCGGAAUAAAAGAAGCAGGACAGUGUUCAGCCUUAUGCCUCCUUUGCUGUAUAAGUUGUAACGCAUGUGCUUAAAAGGUACAAAAUCUUACAGCCAAAGGUCUUGGGCUGACCCUUCAAAUGAUAUAGCACACAGUUUACAGUAUGAAGGCCAUUUUUAGGCAAGUGCAGAAGCUGAAAUCCGUCUUUUUUUCCCAUUCAUGACUUUUCAUGAAAGGCUUUUGAGUGGUUUGAAGAGUCAGCGAACCGCUCCAUAAACAUUAAAAUUCAAGGUUCUGUUUCCCUUCCCAGUUUAAUUACUCAGAAAUAGCAAUGGGUUCUUUUGUUUAUUUAUUCAUUUUCCAAAAUUGUAUACAGCUUCAUUGUUAAAAACCUCAUACCUCUAAGUAAAAUAUGCAUCAAAAUGAUCAAUCAAAGUCAGAAGUUGAAACAAGCUGACCUAAAAAAUCCCAAUUAUACAUAAAACCAGUGCUUUGAUAAUUCCACAAGGUAAACACACAUACAUACAUACAGUGCUUUUUUCUGGUGGGUACGCAUACCCCUAAACAUUUUGUGAAUCUUUGUACUUUUGUCCAUUUACUGUAUUUAUUUCCCCCGAUUUGAACUAUAAAAUGUUGAUUUUCUUGAGUCAAAAUGAGAGUAACCCUAAACAAUUUCUGAAAGAAAAAAAGCACUGCAUAAAACCAGUAGUCAAAUGUGUGUGUGAGAGAGAGAAAGAGAGAAGAAAAUGGCCUAUCAAAAUGCCUGUCAACCUUACAUAUUUUUCCCGCUCUUGUACUGACUGCAUGGUGGGUUGUUCUGAAACUGCUCCUCUGAAGAGCUCCAAUCUCUGAGAGACUUUGCAGCCUCCCUACUUUUAUUGUGCAAGUCUUUUCUAACUUGUUGAAACAGUGGUGGAGUUCAUUGCACAUUGGAAGCUAUUAGAAAAGUCUGCUGUGAAAACUUUAGUGAACCUGUUUGCUGCAGACUAGAAUCCUCAGGUCCACAGUCAGAUUACCGAAGCAGGGGGAAAAAUAUGAGGGGAAGCAGUGAUGCGAGUCUUGGACAAGUCUGAAGCUUCUCACCGGCCCUUUUAUUUUAAGCUGCAGCUGUGGAAUGAAAGUCAGAACUAACAAUGGAAGAAAAAAGUGGUUAAAUAGUACUAAUGUACUAUGUCCAUGAAUGCACAAGUAAAACGGGGCUUCCUUUCCCUAUACAGACCUACCUGUCAUUGCUGUUCACUGUUGCUCCGUAUUAAUUUCAUACAUGACCUAAUCAUUAGCCUUUCUAAGUGGUGUGCAUAAAAAUAAACCAUGCAGAAAACCAACACUGGGAAAAUUCUUCCUAUAAACCAGACAGAGAACAAAUACUAGUGUAAUGGGUUCACAGAUACAAGAAAGCCUUUACUUGAAGGUUCAGCAAGGAGGGUGCCUGCCUAAUCUCUCUUUUUUAAAAAAAUAAUUAUUUGGUUUUUCAGAUUAAAGUUUUACAAUCAUAUAUCCAACACACAAAAACAAGAUUCCAAAGAAUCUCCUGGACUUCCCCCCUUCCCUUUGUGGGUAUUAUUGUUAAUCUUUUCCUCCUGCAUCUUUUUUAAUAAUCCAAUUAUUUUACCUCUCCAUUGUGUCCAAAAUUCACCAUUAAACUAUAAGUGUUAUUCCAAUCCUACUAACAAUUUUAACUGUUUACAAGGGUUUUUAAAGAUAAGUUACAAAAUUUCCCCCAUUCCUUAUGAAGAUUUUGGUUUUUCUGAUUUCUGAUUCUUCUGGUCAUUUUAGCCAUUUUGGCAUAAUCCAUCAAUUUAAUCUGCUAUCAUUUUUUCUGGUCGGGACUUUACCUUCUUUCCAUGUGCCUGCCUGAUCUGUUGUGAGGGACUUCCUUGGGUACGGCCCUGAAUGCACGAACUUACAGGCAAACACUAAAAGCAGCUAAAAAGGGCUUUAAGAGCAGUCCAAAUGGCAGCGGCUGACAAUAGGUUUAAACCAGGGGUCAGCAAACUUUUUCAACAGGAGGCCGGUCCACUGUCCCUCAGACCUUGUGGGGGGCCAGACUAUAUUUUGAAAAAAAAUAUGAACGAAUUCCUAUGCCCCACAAAUAACCCAGAGAUGCAUUUUAAAUAAAAGGACACAUUCUACUCAUGUAAAAACACGCUGAUUCCCGGACCAUCCGCGGGCCACAUUUCGAAGGCGAUCUGGCCGGAUCUGGCCCCCGGGCCUUAGUUUGCCUACCCAUGGUUUAAAUGAUGUGAUGCGAAAUUAGAACCUGUGGCAAGCAGGGGCGUGGGGUGAAAUUUUGCAUAGGGGGACAGUUAGGGCCAGAGCUGUCAGCUUGCAAGGGCAAAUUGGGCGUUGAUGUGCGCAUGAGCAUCGUGAGCCUCUGACGGGAUGCCAGAGCCCUCCUGCUUCCUUCUCAAAGGCGGGUGGGCUAUGGGAUUGUGGCAGGAUGGCUCUUGGACCCAUCAGAGAAUUGUCCCAAGCUGGGCAGAAGCUUCCUGGAUUUUGGGACGGAGGCUCCAGGGGAACAUUUAGGGGACUGGCCUAGCCCCCCUAAACCACACACCACUGGUGGCAAGGGACUCUUCUCAUUCAUCUGGAAAAGCCGACCCUGACAAAAACUUCUCCCAGAAAGUAGAGACUGUGGGAAUCUGUCAUAUCUCAGACAGGGAUGCUUUUCCGCAGGCUAGGGGCAGCCACUGUUCUGAGUUACUGUGGAGCAGGAUUCUGGUAUUAUGAAGAGUUUAAUGAGAAACUUUCUUGCAGUGUGCAGUGACCUACCGGGUAAUAUAGGGGAGAGCUUAUCUUCUUUAGAGCCCAUUCUUUUGGGAUCUAAACCUUGUUAUAUAUAUAUAAAAGGUAAAGGGACCCCGACCGUUAAGUCCAGUCGCGGACGACUCUGGGGUUGCGGCGCUCAUCUUGCUUUACUGGCCGAGGGAGCUGGUGUACAGCUUCCCGGUUAUGACCAAGCCGCUUCUGGCGAACCAGAGCAGUGCAUGGAAACGCCAUUUACUUUCCCGCCGGAGCAGUACCUAUUUAUCUACUUGUACUUUGACGUGCUUUCGAACUGCUAGGUUGGCAGGAGCAGGGACCGAGCAACGGGUGGGUGGGUGUGUAUACACACACACACACACACACACACACACUUGUGUUCCAUUGCUACUUUAUUUUUGUUUUGGGUUGCCAAAAAGUGAAAAUCCGGACACAAAUGCUGUUGAGGUUUUUUUUUGCAAAAAUUGCCAAAGAAUCAACACUUCUGAUGUGUGUUUUCCUGGACAUUAUUGACACUUUCCCAAAAUUACAACAAUAUAAAAAAAAAUCAUAGUAUAUCCAGCUAAAGGCAGGGCGUACAAAACCUAAAUGUAUUAAAUGACAACCUUUGUUUUAGGAUAUAAUUAAACAACAAACUCAUAUCGGUUAAUACCAAUGUAGCUGUUUAACAGUCCUCCAGAGAAUCCUGGGAAUUCUUUUAGUGGGAGUCUUUUACCAGUUUGUGUCUGGGAUAGACUUGCUCCUGGAAUGCAUCAGAGUAGAUUUUUCUUUUGCACAGUCAAUCUUUACAACUGAUCCUUAGCUCCACCUUCGGUCCCUCCUGGCAGAACCAGAGGAUUGUUGUGGCCAAUCUACACAAUUUGAAGAGCUGAGACAGUGCCAGAUUCUCUCAAACCACCUCCUUCCUUUUUUCUCAGAGGCUUUUUUCUCACAUUUCCUAUUUAACACGAAAGCAUGAGCAUGGGAGCCCACAAGGGUCCCCAGCUGGUACACCUUCCUCUGUUACUGCUGCUUUUGUGCUGUACGUAAAAUCGCAUUGACACACAAUGACCCUUUGCUAUGAUAUGGCUGUAAUAAAAUUGCAGUCAGGCAAACUUACGAAUUCUGAGCUUUUAAAAAGCACAACAAACAUUUAUGUAUUUUUUUAAAACCAUGCAAAUAAUAUAAGCAAAGGGUGCAAAAUAAACGCCCAAAUUAAUUGUGCUAAGAAACCUUUAGAAAUGCAGAGGCAAGUCUUAUAACUUUUAAAAGUAACGCUUACGUUGCUGCAUGAGCUUUCAAAGGCAGAUGCAUCAAGUCGAUAGUGAAGAUGUUCCAGAGGGUUCACUGCAUUGCUCUGUGGAAGCAAAAAAAGAAAAGAAAAGAAAAAGCAGGGCAUCUUAUAUCACUUUAAAGACUAACACAUUUAUUAUGCAAUUAUUGUUGGUUUUAAAAAAUAUAUAAUCCUGCUCUUCAGCCAAAUCUCUAAAAAGAAAUGAAAGAGAAACACAGUCCCUGCCUUCAACUUUAUAACCUAAAAAAACAUACAACACAAACAGAAAAUGUAUACCCUCCAACAUUUCUCCACUGAAAAUAGGCUGCUCUGGUUUCACCAGAAGCGGCUUAGUCAUGCUGGCCACAUGACCCGGAAAAACUGUCUGCGGAAGCAGACAAACGCCGGCUCCCUCGGCUUGUAAAGUGAGAUGAACGCCGCAACCCCAGAGUGGACUUAACUGUCAGGGGUCCUUUACCUUUUUACCUACUCCACAACAACAACAACAACAACAACAACAACUUUUAUAUCCUGCUCAUCUGACUGGGUUGCCCCAGCCACCCAGAAAGUAGGUGAUGACAAAUACAAAACGACUGAAUUACAGUUCCGUUGUAAAAUCAAUGGAUUUUAUCACACUGCCUGUGCUAGUUGGAUUACCAAUGCCACAAUAUCUGUGCUAUCAACACCUGUUUUAUUUUAUUUUUUUUAGAAAGUCCACUGUUAAUAGGGUAAAUCGUAUUAUUAACAGUGGCCAGUCCCAGGAAACAGUUCUUAAUAACACAGACAUCCUACCACUGUUGUCAAUUAACACAGGUGGUACAAAUUUUGACCUCACCAGAAAGAGGAAGACAAAGAUAUAGUUGGAUAUACAUUUCUACAUGUGUGUGUAUGUGAUACACAAACGCACAAACAUACACAUGGGCGGGGGGGACUUUAAACAGUGAGUCCAAAAGGAAAUGAGCUACAGAAAUAUAUAGACAGUGGUCAUCACCUGCAACUCAGGUUAACACUUCGUGAAUCUGUUUAUAUGUAGUCUAGAAAUAUAUUGGUCUUGAAGGCACUACAACAGCCCUUCUUGUUUCUAACGCUUUAUUCCAGGGUUUCGAGAGGCUAUUCAAUACAUAAGUAACGCCAAAUCAAUUUCAUUUCCAUUGUAAUUCACUGAUUUAUAUUGCAAACUGCCUUGUGAUCCUCAGAUGAAGGGCAGCCUUGAAAUUUAAUGAGUAAAAUAAAAAUGAUAGCAAAUGGGCAUAAGCUGUUAAUGGAUGAGCAGCUACAGAUUUCAAAUCUAGAGGAGGCUCCUGUUGGCUCAUUUAUGACAGCAAAUCUAAAAUCCCUUGCUUUUUAAAUCCAUCUCCUAUCUAUGAUCUCUCUCUCGCAAACACUUCCUCCCGUUAACAUGAAAAACUGAGCAUAGAGAUGCUAAUCUUCCGACGCCAUCUGUUUUUCUUUUCUGUAGUGCAGGGGAAAGGCAGCCUGUGGCUCUCCAGUUAUCGUUGAGGAAAGGCUGUGUUCUCUGUUGUUGUUGUUUAGUCAUUUAGUCGUGUCCGACUCUUCGGGACCCCAUGGACCAGAGCAUGCCAGGCACUCCUGUCUUCCACUGCCUCCCGCAUGCUGGUCAAACUCAUGCUGGUAGCUUCGAGAACACUGUCCAACCAUCUCGUCCUCUGUCGUCCCCUUCUCCUUGUGUCCUUUCUCAACAUCAGGGUCUUUUCCAGGGAGUCUUCUCUUCUCAUGAGGUGACCAAAGUACUGGAGCCUCAGCUUCACAAUCUGUCCUUCCAGUGAGCACUCAGGGCUGAUUUCCUUCAGAAUGGAGAGGUUUGAUCUUCUUGCAGUCCAUGGGACUCUCAAGAGUCUCCUCCAGCACCAUAAUUCAAAAGCAUCAAUUCUUCGGCAAGCUCUCACUUCCAUACAUCACUACUGGGAACACUACUGUGUUACCUACUUGCAUGCAAAAGGUCUCAGAUUAAAUCCCCCAUGAGGCUGAGAGGGACCCUGUCUGAAAAAUCCUGGAUGUCAUGGGACUGGUUAGGCACAGAGGAAUGGUGGUAGACACUAGCUGGGGAACCCCCAAGGCAAGAAAGCUCAAAGCCUUGGGAGUGGUGGUGGGUCAGCAAUGAGUGGUCAGAAGGAGAAGAGGGAAAAGACUGGGAGGAGGAGGUUCAGAAGCUGAAGAGAGUCUGUGGCAGAGAGCUGUCCAGAAUCAAAGUCAGGAGAGGUCAAGAGGUGGAGAUGAGUCAGCCCAGGGUGUCUCCUCCUGCUGCUUCAACACUCUGGUCUCUCCCAUGAUCUCCCAGGACCAGAAGAGGUAUGAAGAGGGAACAGCAGAGACAGGCACGCUGACCUAGUCUCAGAUUUCUUGUACAGUGGUACCUCAGGUUAAGUACUUAAUUCGUUCCGGAGGUCCGUUCUUAACCUGAAACUGUUCUUAACCUGAAGCACCACUUUAGCUAAUGGGGCCUCCCGCUGCUGCCGUGCCACCGGAGCACGAUUUCUGUUCUCAUCCUGAAGCAAAGUUCUUAACCUGAGGUAAUAUUUCUGGGUUAGUGGAGUCUGUACCUGAAGUGUAUGUAACCUGAAGUGUAUGUAACCUGAGGUACCACUGUAGAGGUAAAAGGUAAAGGACCCCUGGAUGGUUAAGUCCAGUCAAAGGCUACUAUGGGGUUGCGGUGCUCAUCUCGCUUUCAGGCCAAGGUAGGCGGCAUUUGUCCACAGACGGCUUUCUGGGUCAUGUGGCCAGCAUGACUAAACUACAUCUGGCGCAACAGAACACCAGAGCGCACGGAAAUGCCGUUUACCUUCCCGCCACAGCGGUACCUAUUUAUCUACUUCUACUGGCAUGCUUUCGAACUGCUAGGUUGGCAGAAGCUGGGACAGAGCAACAGGAGCUCACUCCGUUGCGGGGAUUUGAACCGCCAACCUUCUGAUCGGCAAGCCCAAGAGGCUCAGUGGUUUAGACCACAGCGCCACCUGCUUGGGAAGGAUGUGGAGGAGAAGGAGAUUUAGGCAGCUGUGGGAAGGUGAGGACCUUCAGCCUCCACAACUGCCCCAUGGGGGCAAGACUCACAGAGAAGGGUUGCUGUGCUCAAUAGGCAUGGCUCCCUGAGCAAGCCUUGUUUCUUUGAAUGAAGAGUUAACUUACCCCGUGCGAUUUAUUGCUGGCUGGCUCCCUGUCACUGGAGUACUGCUGCCAGCCAGUGUAGGCUAGGCAUUAAAGAGCUAGCUAGACCAAUGGUCCGACUCAGUACAAGACAGUUUCUUAUGUUCCAUGAUCCUUGGUAAAGGGUAGGGCAUUGCUUUGCAUGAAGAAGGGCUCAGUUUCUUUUUUCUUUUCAAGACAUUUUAUUAAUUUUACAGAUAAAAAUAUACAAAUAAACACACCUCAAUAAAAUCAUGCUGUAUGUAGAGAUUCUCCGAAUCUCACGACUUCCCCCCAUCUCGUCCAUGGAGUCUUAUCUUAAACGUCUACAACUGCAUAUUAGUCCAUACUCCAGUUUUUAUAUUAAACCAUAUUAUUCAUAGUGUUUUUUACACUACAAGUGAGUCAAAAUCCUGCUCUUGUUUCCAUCUGCUUACAGUGGUCUCCUAGAUAACUUAUAAAUUCUUCCCAUUCUUUUAUAAAUUUUUUGUCCUCUUGGUUUCUGAGUUUUCAGCUUUGCCUUCUUGGCAUAAUCCAUCAACUUGGUUUGCCAUUCUUCUCUGAUAGGGACUUUAUCUUCUUUCCAUCUCUGGGCUAGUAGCAUCCGUGCGGCUUUUGUUCCAUACAUAAAAAGUCUUUUCUGCUCCUUUGGAAUGUCGGUACCUGUAAUUCCUAAUAAAAAAGCUUCUGGGGUUUUUUUUUUAAUCAAAAGUUAUUUUAAACAUUUUAUUAUUUCAUUAUAAAUCAUCUCCCAGAAAGCUUUUAUUACCUACAAGCCCACAUAUGAUAAAAGGUACUUUUUCCCCCUUUAAAUUUCCAGCAGAUAUUUGAACUUGUCUUGUACAUUUUUGCUAACUUUGUAGCAGAAGGGGUCAGUUUCAAUCCCUGCCACCUCCAUGGUUUGACUUGUUCAAAGGCACCUUCCUAUGUUCCAACUGAAAUGAAUUAAUCAAGCUCUGUUAGCAUAGCCUGUGGUCAGAAAUGAUGGGAGUUGCAGUCCGACAACAUCAGUCUGUUCCCCCGCCCCCUUACUGUAUGUCUUGUUUCCAGAGAAAACUCUGAAGUCUUAACUUGGCUGGUCUUCCUUCCUUUAACCUCCCUCAUAUUCAGUUAAAGUAGCUUUCUUUUUUUAUAUAUAUAUAAUUUUUAUUAGUUUUUUUAACAUAUCAUCUUCAACAGUAAUUAAACAUACUUUUACAUCUUAUUCAGAUUUUUGACUUCCAUCAAUCCUGUCUGAAAAUUUUCCAAUCUAAUCUCUCAAUAUGCAUUUCUUAUCUUCCCUAUUACAUUUCAAACUCAUAACCAAUAUCUCUAUCUUUUUCUACUUUGUAACACUUCGUAUAUUUCUCCUUACAAAACUUCUUAUAGUCCUACUAGCGUAAUUUGUUGAUUACAGUUGCUCUUCAAAUAAUUCAUAUACUUCUUCCAAUCUUCUGUAAAUCUCUGGUCCCGCAGGUUUCGAAUCCUUCCUGUCUUUUUGUCUAAUUCUGCAUAGUCCAUGAAUUUCGCCUGCCAUUCUUCUUUUGUCGGACAGUUAAAGUAGCUUUCUGACAUCAUUUAAGUUUCCAGCGUUACGUUCUGACUGUUCCCUGAAUGGAUCUGCCAAUCUGUUCACACGGCUGGUUCGCAGAAAUAAGUGUCCCUUUCAAAAGCUUUCCAAGAAGGCUUGCGUGCUACGUUGGGUCAGACUAUCUCAAGCCAUUCAUGUUGCACACAUGCAUAGCAGGAAAUGCCUCUUCUGAUGCAACGAUUGCCUUAUAAACGGUGACAAGCAUAAGUCGGAGUGCUGGGCAGUCACGUCGCUGAGGAUCAGACGUUGCCUACGAGAGGUUCACAAUCUGCUCCAGAGGAAUAGCUGUCUUGGUCUCUUAGCAGCAAAACCACAACUGCCAGCGGACCUUAUUGUGGCCGGAGCUGUUAAGGCACUAACUGUACAGAUGAAAUGAAUUUUGUUUGCCUUUGUGGUUAACGAGAGAAUAAGGCACCUGGGUUGCAGUGACUCCUAUGGGUAGGUAAGACGCAUCUUUCUCAUAAAAAUGAUAGGAUUUAGUGCUGCUCCUGCCGAAGUCAAUCGGAAAAUGCCACGCUCAGUGGCAUCUGAAUGCUUUGGAAGUCCUUGUGUGGGGAGAGGGAGAGGGAAUUUGUGAGACACCCAGGCAAAUAAAUGCUCAGGGAGGUUCACUUGGCACCUUCAUUAUACACCUUUAGGUACCAGGCAAAAGCAUUCCUCUUUAACCAGGCCUUUGGCUGAUUGACAUCCAAUGCCCUUUAAAAAUGUGUUGUUGUUUAGUCGUUUAGUCAUGUCCGACUCUUCGUGACUCCAUGGACCAGAGCACGCCAGGCACUCCUGUCCUCCACUGCCUCCUGCAGUUUGGGCAAACUCAUGCUGGUAGCUUCAAGAACACUGUCCAACCAUCUCAUCCUCUGUCGUCCCCUUUUCCUUGUGCCCUCCAUCUUUCCCAACAUCAGGGUCUUUUCCAGGGAGUUUUCUCUUCUCAUGAGGUGGCCAAAGUAUUGGAGCCUCAGCUUCAGGAUCUGUCCUUCCAGUGAGCACUCAGGGCUGAUUUCCUUAAGAGUGGAUAGGUUUGAUCUUCUUGCAGUCCAUGGGACUCUCAAGAGUCUCCUCCAGCACCAUAAUUCAAAAGCAUCAAUUCUUCGGCGAUCAGCCUUCUUUAUGGUCCAGCUCUCACUUCCAUACAUCACUAAUGUGUUAGGAGAGGGUUAUUGGGUUGAUUUUGUUUUUAUUUCGAAUGCAGAUUUUGUGUUUUUAUCUUGUGAACUGCGUAGGGUUGCCAUAUGCCCUCUUUUCCAUGGGUAGAGUCAUCAUAGCGAUCCAUCCUUAAAAGGAGACGUCGGCAAAUGUGUCCUCUUUUUUGCUCUUCAAAACAUGGCAACCCUAUUUGCGAUUACAGUGGUGCCUCGCAAGACGAAAUUAAUCCGUUCCGUGAGUCUCUUCGUCUAGCGGUUUUUUCGUCUUGCGAAGCAACCCUAUUAGCGGCUUAGCGGAUUAGCGCUAUUAGCGGUUUAGCGGCUAUUAAAGGCUUAGCGGCUAAGCGGCUAAAAGGCUAUUAGCGGUUUAGCGGCUUAGAAAAAGGGGGAAAGAAGCGAAAAAAAUCUCAAGACUCGCAAGACAUUUUCGUCUUGUGAAGCAAGCCCAUAGGGAAAUUUGUCUAGCGGGUUUUCCGUCUUGCGAGGCAUUCGUCUUGCGGGGCACCACUGUAAAAUGUGAAAGGCUAGCUACGGAAAUGAAUGAACUAUGCAGAAAUGGCGAAACUUACCGGAAGAACAACCUUCCUUUUUAUUAAGGAAUAGAAAUCACUUAUUGAAUAUUUACAAACAAAUUAUAAACAAAUUAAGGCAUGAGCAGGAUUAUUGCAAAAACUUGCAGUUUCUAAAACUUAUAUGAAACGGAUGAAGAAAAGAAGAAAUAUAUUGGGAUAUGCAGAGGGGGGAGAGUAAAUUUAGGGAACCGCAGAAAGAAGGGGAGGGAAAUCAAGGUUUGAUAUGUAAGAAUUACUUUAUUUUUUUCUGUUGAUAUAUUUGUUUGUUUUAAAUGAAAAUUAUAAAUAAUUAAAAAAAAUGUGAAAGGCUAGAAGUAGGAUAUACUGUAAGUUAGGAGUAAGUGAGGAGACCCUGACAAGGAAGUAGUCUAUCAAGGAGCCCCCAACUCCUAUCCAGCAAUAGGAAGCCUCUGGAGAGAGAACUUUGUGUGGCAUUUUCUCUAAAUUUUUGAAAAGCUGCAUUUUUAAAAAGAAGACAACAAUUGGAGCAGCUCACUUACAAGUGAGUGGCCACAUUCUCUGUUCAGCUACAGGGAACAGUUUUUUUUAAUUGUUUAUUUGAAUUUUCUGUUUUAUCAUAUUAUCAAUGCAUAGUAUGUUACAGUCAAACACAUGGUAAUAAGAAAGGGGGGAAAGAACAUAAGUAUAAGACAUAUAUUUGUAAAUAAUAAUAGUAACAUAACUUGUUCCUCCAAUUUAAUGAACUCUUAUAAGCCUUAAUUUAAACUCUCCUUCCACUCUUUCUCUGGUUCCCUAUCUGUUGUCUUUUUGACUGCAUUUUCUUAUUUUACUAAAUUAUUUUCAUUACCUUACACUGUCCCACUUUGUCACAUCUACUGCUGAGUAUUUCCCCCCGUCUGUUACACUUACUUUCUUGUUAUCAUAUUUUUCCAUAUAUUCUAUAUAUAAUGUCCAGUCCUCUUUUAAAUCCUUACGUCUUUAUUUCUUAAUCUAUUUGUCAUGCUGGCAAGUUAUAUAUAUUCUAAUAUCUUAAAGGUGCCAUUCUUCUCUUGAUGGUACCACAUCUACAGGGAACAGUUAAUUCAGGGAGCAUGGAAAGAACUUUGUGCGGCAUCCAAAAAUGGAGGCAGACUGUAUUACAGUCACAAAAUGAUACGGUCACCUCUGUAUUAAGCUUUGCUUUCCCUUUGAGUUGAUGGUGGAUACUUUCUCUGAGUUCUGUUUGUCUGUUUUCCUCUAAAUUUUAGAAAACGGCAUUGUUAAAAAGACGACAAAUAUUGGAACAGCUCACUAAAAAGCAAGCGGCCGCAUUCUCAGCUACAGGGAACAGUUAAUUCAGGGAGCUGCAGAGUGGAGUUGAGGGAGGCAAAAUUGGCAGGUCAGUGGAGGAUUCAGCACUCCACUGUUUUAAAUGGCUUUUGCUGCUGCUAGACAGCUCAGUGGCAGACCUGAAUUCUAACAGAAGGAUCUAAUGCUCACAGGGGAAGCAAAUUGGGUGCCUUCUACAUGUUUUUGGGACUACAAUUUCCACCUUCCUGAACCAUUGGGCUGAUGGGAGUUGUAGUACGACGAUGUCUGGAGGAUCCGACAUUGGCUUCCCCUCUAGAAGGUUCUCCUGAUGGUGCCAGUAUUUUGCCAGUACUUCUAUCCCUUAUGUAUGGGGUACAGGUGGCGCUGUGGUCUAAACCACUGAGCCUCAUGUUUGCCAAUCAGAAGGUCGGCUGUUUGAAUCCCUGUGAUGGGGUGAGCUCCUGCUGCUCUGUCCUGGCUCCUGCCAACCUACCAGUUCGAAAGCACACCAGUGCAAGUAGAUAAAUAGGUACCGCUACGGCAGGAAGGUAAACGGUGUUUCCGUGAGCUCUGGUUUCCAUCACGGUGUUCCACUGCGCCAGAAGCGGUUUAGUCAUGCUGGCCACAUGUACCGGAAAGCUGUCUGUGGACAAACGCCAGCUCCGUCGGUCUGAAGUGACAUGAGCACUGCAACCUCAUAGUCACCUUUGACUGGACUUAACCGUCCAGGGGUCCUUUACCUUUACGUACAUUAGAAGCAUGGUAGAAGUUUAAGAAAACGGACUUGGGUUGGAAAAAGAGCUAAAAGACCCAGCUUCAGAUAUGUGCUUGGCAACAAAGCUUACCAAGUGCUGAUGGUGCACCAGAGGUAAUAUCUCACCUUCGAAGCUACCGCACAGGGGUUUUUAUAAGGAUGAAAAAAGGUGUAGGGAGAAUUGUGCACGCCAACUGGACAGAGAUAAUCUAAUCACAAUAAAUCUCUAAUGACCUGUGACUUGCAACAAAAAAUCACAUCUGUGCUCUCUUCUUGUUUUUGUAGAGAACGUGUUUAACUCUCCGAAAAGCGUCGAUAUUGAGCGGGAGAGCAAAUUCAGCUUCUGGAGCAAAACUGCCAAGAAAACACUGCGGAAACCUGGGCAGAUUCCUACUGAAUGGCGCUCACAGUAGCGGGACCCCAGGAAGUCCUCAUCCAGGCUCUCUUUUAGAAUAAGUAACCUUUGAGGAAAUGUUGGAUUCGGUCAAAUGUGUCCUGGUAGGAGAUGCGGCAGUCGGGAAAACGGCUCUGCUGCUGCGCUUUACUUCGGAGACUUUCCCGGACGCUUACAGACCCACUGUUUAUGAGAACACCGGGGUCGACGUCUUCCUGGACGGCGCCCAGAUCAGCUUAGGCCUUUGGGACACGUCUGGCAGCGAUGCCUUCAAAGGCAUCCGCCCCCUUUCCUACCAGCAGGCUGACGUGAUUCUCCUGUGCUACUCGGUGGCCAACCAGAACUCGUUCCUUAGCUUGAGGAGCAAAUGGGUUACGGAGAUCCGGACGCACUUGCCUCGUAUUCCCAUUCUGGUGGUGGCUACCCAGAUUGACCAGAGGGAGACGGGACCUCACAGCGCCUCCUGCAUCAGCCCGCUGCUCGGGAAGCGGCUAGCGAGGGACAUCCGAGCAAAGGCCUUUGUGGAGUGCUCAUCUCUUGCCAACAGGGGCGUCCAGAAGGUGUUUGAGUGUGCCGUCCGGACAGCGGUGAACCAAGCAAGGAAACGAGCCCGGAGGAAGCUUUUUUCAGUCAACGAGUGCAAGGUCUUUUAAACUCUGACUUGGCCUUUUCCGCCUCUCUCACAAAACGGACUCCCUUUUGUGCGGCAGAAGGGCACUGACGCGAAGGCUGACAAACAGGAGCACAGCGUGUUAGCAUUCGUGGUGGGCUGUGACCAGCAUGGUGGGAACUUCGUUUGCGAAGAACGGAAUGGGACUGCCCUUCCCCAUAAGGAUGCGAUGGUCCCAUUUGGCUCCCAGCGGCAUCGACGGAACAAAAGCUGAACUGGAGACUUUUGAACAGGAGCACGUUGUUAGCAUUGUGGGGGAUUUUGGAAUGUAUUUAUUCCGCGGCGGUGGAAAUCUUGCUUUUCAGUGAAGCAUCAUGGAUUGGAGAAAUCUGAUGGAGACUUGCACAGGUUUUCUUCCAGGGCCAUGGCUUUCAUCAAAGUACGACCAGGGUUUUAGUUUGAUACUGGUGCUGGAGAUUAGGCUCCUGAAACUACCAACCAACCCACCUCACACAUGACAGUCCCCAGGAUUACCUGGGGAGUUGGCGGGGGGGGGAAGGGGUCAGUGACGUAGCUACACUGUUUGAUUUUGUUUAACUUGGUUUAAUUUAUAACUUGAAUUUGGUGUCAGCCCGAUGUCUGCGGAAGCAAAUUCCUAGUGUGAAGAAAAUCAGACAAAACUAUUCUGUCUACUGAAGUGUGGAGGGUUAAUUCUGAUCAUUCUGACGCAGCUGAAGAUCUGUGGUGGC